CUCUCCCGUCCCCCCUUUUGAAAACAGCACACUUUCUCUCUCUUUCUUGUUCGUCGCCAUGUCUAACUUCUCAGCUGCCAAUCCAAAUCCAAACAAAUCCAUUGAGGUGGCUCAACCUCCUACCGAUUCUGUUUCAAGCCUUAAAUUCAGUCCCAAGGCAAAUUUCCUGGUGGCUACGUCUUGGGAUAACCAGGUACGAUGUUGGGAGAUAACAAGGGAUGGAGCUACAACAGGCAGUGUACCCAAGGCAUCAAUAUCUCAUGAUCAGCCAGUUUUGUGCUCGGCUUGGAAGGAUGAUGGAACAAUUGUCUUUUCUGGAGGCUGUGACAAGCAAGUGAAGAUGUGGCCUUUGCUGUCUGGUGGUCAACCAGUUACUGUGGCCAUGCAUGAUGCUCCUAUAAAAGAGGUUGCUUGGGUUCCAGAGAUGAACCUCUUGGUCACAGGAAGCUGGGACAAGACCAUUAAGUAUUGGGACACAAGGCAGUCAAAUCCAGUGCAUACUCAACAACUCCCUGAUCGCUGUUAUGCUUUUACCGUGAGACAUCCUCUGAUGGUUGUUGGCACUGCUGAUAGAAAUUUGAUAGUUUUUAACUUGCAGAACCCUCAGACCGAGUUUAAGAGAAUCACUUCACCCCUGAAGUAUCAGACAAGAUGUGUUGCAGCAUUUCCUGAUCAGCAAGGUUUCUUAGUUGGUUCAAUUGAGGGAAGAGUUGGCGUACACCAUCUGGAUGAUGCACAACAAAGUAAAAACUUUACUUUUAAAUGUCAUCGAGAGGGAAAUGAGAUAUACUCAGUUAACUCAUUAAACUUUCAUCCAGUGCAUCAUACAUUUGCAACUGCAGGGUCUGAUGGUGCUUUUAAUUUUUGGGACAAGGAUAGUAAACAGAGACUUAAGGCGAUGUCAAGGUGCAGCCAACCUAUACCUUGCAGUGCUUUCAACAAUGAUGGCUCAAUAUUUGUGUAUUCAGUGUGCUAUGACUGGAGCAAGGGUGCAGAAAACCAUAACCCAUCAACAGCAAAGAACCAUAUUUUUCUACACCUGCCACAGGAGUCUGAGGUUAAAGGCAAGCCACGUGUUGGAACAAGUAGAAAGUGAAGCUCCUCACAGAUAGUCUUGAAAAGCCUGGAGAUAAUAUGGAUCAUGUGUUCUUUCUGUGAAUCUGUGAACGUGAAUGGCAUUUUGUUUCCUUUUCUCCACUUGUACGAAUGACUAAAUUUGAGUUCUGGUUCUAGCAGUGUUGAAGUUGAGUUUAGACUGAGUGAGGCGGCCCUUGAUUUUGUACACCCUUUACAGUUACAUUUUGUCUGUUUUUCUAUUUUUUGUUUCAUGUAGAACUUGGUGAGCAUAUACCAAUUUGUUGGUGUUGCUUUGUGAUCUUGAACCUCAUUUAUCCAUGCAGCAUGGUGAUAUUUUGUUGACAGAAGUAGAUGGUUUUAAGAAUAAGAGGAGCCAUAUAUAUCUUGGCUGUGAAUGAA
Molecule: messenger RNA, 1476 nt
Organism: Vitis riparia (riverbank grape)
Lineage: Eukaryota; Viridiplantae; Streptophyta; Magnoliopsida; Vitales; Vitaceae
Product: protein RAE1-like
Exons: 11
Coding region: 59-1096 (345 amino acids)
Biological process (GO): RNA export from nucleus; transcription-dependent tethering of RNA polymerase II gene DNA at nuclear periphery
Cellular component (GO): nuclear pore
Molecular function (GO): RNA binding; ubiquitin binding
Source: RefSeq, a predicted model, not a curated record